UCAAACAAGGGAAGACUUAAUAAAUACACCUUCCCAGAGGAAAGCGAGUCCAUGCUGACUUCUCUGCUUCCUCAAACUGAAGUGAGCUCGUUGAUUUUCCUUGUGUCUUGCGUGAAGAACAGAAGGGAGGGAGAUGGGAGCUAUGAUAAACCUGCAGGAUUUUCCGGUUGGAUACAGAUUCCAUCCAACUGGGGAGGAGUUCGUGAAUCAUUACUUGAAGAGGCGAGUCCUAGGAAUCCAAGGCGGUCCCUGCAUAAUUCCCGAUGUCGACAUCUACCAAUACGAUCCUGGGCAAUUACCAGACUUUUUCAUGAUAAAUCAAUCAUUGGCCGGGAUGACCAAGUUCAAGAGUGGUGGUUCUUCAGUCCAGAUACACCCCAAAGGUUUCAAAGACCGACUAGGGUUCAAAGAUCGACUCCCUCUGGCUAUUGGAAGAAGACUGGCGACGACAAGGAAGUCAAGGCCAGAGGUACCGCCACGGUAAUCGGUAUUAAGGAAUAUCUAGUCUUCUACCAAGGUCGAGGCAAGAAAGCGGACAAGACCAACUGGGUCAUACAUGCAUAUCGUCUGCCCGCUGAUGAUUUGAAUAGAACUCACGUUCUGUGUCACUUAAAGCAUGAACGAGAUGAGAAGGCUGAUAAUUCAACUGUAGUAUCAGAGCGUGGAGCCAUUAACCUGACAGAUUUCGAAUUGGAUCUUCAUCGACCUGUUGAUGAGGACUUGUUCCCAGAGCCUCUAAUCCAAGCACAGAUGAUUUCACUGAUGGAGUUAAUUCCGCCCGGGAACCGAAUUGAAUUUGCAGCUGGCUUCCUGCAGCAGCUUCAUCCUGAACUAGGAUUGCAAAAUAAUAGCUUCCCCUCCAACUUGCACGAGCCUGCAAAUAUUGAGGGUCCUUCUGUCAUGGACAUACCAAGGGACGAUGGCCUUACUGAUGAAUCAAUUCAAUCAAUGUUUGGAACAAGUGAAGAAGAUGAAGAUAUUGGUGACAUGCAAAGUGCAGAUCUUGCUUAUGCCGACUUCUUGGAAGGAUCCAUGGAAACAGAGUAUGACCAAACAUUUUACUCGCACCAUGAACAUCCUGUUCAAAUGAAUCGGCGAGCACAAACAACCGACUCAGUCCACGGUUUUGUUUCUCUCGAGGAAAAGAAAGGCAUGGUGGAGAAGAAGUUCAACGGCUCAACUGUCACCUCUGAGAAACCUAAGCUGCAUCCUGUACCUGGGUUGCCUCACAGACCUGUGGCACCUCCCAUACGACCUGCAAGUGAAAAAUGCUAUAGCAAAAAUGAAGAGCUGAAGUUCAGAAAGGUUAAGCAGGAAACUGCAGCCAAAAAUGUGAAGCCAGAACUCUUGUCUUUGGAUGAAACAGCAGCCAGAGCAAAGGUACGAAAAUACAAAGAGCGCAGUCCAGACCGUAAUUCAACCAAGAAGACAAACAGCAAGGAGAAUGAAUAUGCCAGAGAGAAAUCAAAUUUAGUGGCUGCAUCCACCGUAACAACCAGCGAGGGCACAAAAAGUUCCACAAAUUCUCCACUGUCUUAUCUUGUGAAUGUUCUCGUUGCAAUUUUCAUGUUGCUCACCAUCACUCGCCUAGUACUUAAUUUCUGAUUUUCGCUGCUAAUUUUCCCUGGGUGCAACGCAGCAUGAUUGACAAGUGCAAUUGUAAAAGUGGGUUUUGUAUGUCGUGUCACAAUUCAUGUAAAUGUAGCUUGUCUUCCUUUUGAUGCUCAUGCUUUGCACUUCCUUUUGCUUCGGUGGAAUUGGAAGAUCUACCUAGAUAUGCAACUGCUCUGUAAUUUUACUUUCUUCAUUCUCUGCCGUAUAAGGCGAAGAAUCAAAAAGUUGCUACAGCGAUGUUUCCUUUAAAAGUUCCGUGUCUUUCUUUAGUUUA
Messenger RNA from Eucalyptus grandis, 1888 nucleotides. RefSeq lists its product as uncharacterized. The transcript is spliced from 6 exons. The record is from RefSeq and is a predicted model, not a curated record. Gene Ontology annotation, biological process: regulation of DNA-templated transcription. Gene Ontology annotation, molecular function: DNA binding. Bases 52 to 1605 code for a protein of 517 amino acids. Lineage: Eukaryota; Viridiplantae; Streptophyta; Magnoliopsida; Myrtales; Myrtaceae.